CCGGUCGAACCUCCGCAGUCAGCUGCGAUGUGAAGUGUACAUAGUCGCUCUAGCAUAGACAGGGUGGGAUAUAGCGGAGAGAGAGAGCGAGAGAGGGAGUAAAAAAAGAGAGAAAGAGAGUGAAACGGUUAGAUACACAGCAGCAUCAUGGCACCCAUCGGACUAAAGGCGGUGGUCGGCGAAAAGAUUAUGAACGAUGUCAUCAAGAAGGUGAAAAAGAAGGGGGAAUGGAAGGCCUUAAUCGUGGACCAGCUCAGCAUGAGGAUGCUCUCUUCCUGUUGCAAGAUGACCGACAUCAUGACGGAGGGGAUCACCAUUGUCGAAGAUAUAAACAAACGCCGAGAACCAUUACCCAGUCUGGAGGCAAUUUACCUGAUAACCCCCACUGAUAAGUCUGUAAACACCCUCAUUGCAGACUUCAAAGACCCGCAGUCAGCCAAAUACAAGGCAGCCCAUGUGUUCUUCACAGACUCCUGCCCUGACCCCCUCUUCAGUGAGCUGGUGAAGAGCCGUGCUUCCAAAACCAUCAAAACCCUGACUGAGAUAAACAUCGCCUUCCUGCCCUAUGAGUCUCAGGUGUUCUCCCUGGACAACCCGGACGCCUUCCAGAGCUUCUACAGCCCCCACAAGACCCAGCUGAAGAACCCGGUGAUGGAGCGUCUGGCAGAGCAGCUGGCCACCCUGUGCGCUACGCUGAAGGAGUACCCCGCCGUGCGCUACCGCGGGGAGUACAAAGACAACGCCACACUGGCUCAGCUGGUGCAGGACAAACUUGACGCCUACAAGGCCGACGACCCCACCAUGGGCGAGGGGCCAGACAAAGCUCGCUCUCAGCUCAUCAUACUGGACCGAGCUUUCGACCCCGUCUCCCCCGUCCUGCACGAGCUCACCUUCCAGGCCAUGGGCUACGACCUGCUGCCCAUCGAAAACGACGUCUACAAGUACGAGACCAGCGGCAUGGGAGACUCACGUGAGAAGGAGGUGCUGCUGCACGAGGACGACGACCUGUGGGUGGCUCUGCGGCACAAGCACAUCGCCGAGGUGUCCCAGGAGGUGACUCGCUCACUGAAGGAUUUCUCUGCGAGCAAACGGAUGAACACGGGAGAGAAGACCACGAUGAGAGACCUGUCCCAGAUGCUGAAGAAGAUGCCACAGUACCAGAAGGAGCUGAGCAAGUACUCCACUCACCUGCAGCUGGCUGAGGACUGCAUGAAGCACUACCAGGGGACCGUGGACAAACUGUGCCGUGUGGAGCAGGACCUGGCGAUGGGCACGGACGCUGAGGGCGAGAAGAUCAAAGACCCCAUGAGGGCCAUCGUGCCCAUCCUGCUGGAUGCCAACGUCAGCACCUACGACAAGAUCCGCAUCAUCCUGCUCUACAUCUUCCUGAAGAACGGCAUCACGGAGGAGAACCUGAACAAGCUGAUUCAGCACGCUCAGAUCCCCCCAGAGGACAGCGAGAUCAUCACCAACAUGGCCAACCUGGGCGUACCCAUCAUCACAGACUCCACCCUGCGCCGGGGAAAGAAAUUGGACCGCAAGGAGCGCGUGAGCGAGCAGACCUAUCAGCUGUCCCGCUGGACCCCGCUGGUGAAGGACAUCAUGGAGGAUGCCAUCGAUGAUAAGCUGGACACUAAGCACUACCCCUACAUCUCUACCCGCUCCUCUGCCUCCUUCAGCACCACAGCUGUCAGUGCCCGGUACGGUCACUGGCACAAGAAUAAGACCCCGGGGGAGUACCGCACCGGGCCGCGCGUCAUGGUGUUCAUCAUCGGCGGCGUGUCUUUCAGCGAGAUGCGCUGUGCUUACGAGGUCACACAGGCCAACGGCAAGUGGGAGGCCGUCAUCGGUGCCACCCACACGCUCACCCCCACCAAAUUUCUAACGGACCUGCAGCACCCCGACUUCCGAGAGUCCACUAGGGUGUCCUUUGAGGACCCAGAUCCUUCAGACGAGUGAGAGAGAGAGAGAAAGGGGAGAGGGGCGGAAAAAGAGAGAGAAAGCACACUGAAAAAAGCUCCACCCACAUCUUCCCCCCGACCAGCGUACUCCACGCCCUCAAGGCCAUGAACAAACCAGACGAGGAGCAGACCAGCUAAAAGAGCGCCAGCCAUCCUCUCUCCUCCCCCCCAUCCCACCCGUCUAUAUUACACGUGUAUGCAUCUUGAUCCACAGAAAAAAAAAAAACUUGACAGCACUGAUAUACAAAAAAGUUGAAAAAAAAACCUAACAAAAAAAAAAACAUUGCAAGUAUUCUCAUGUUUUUCAUUGGAUGCAAAUAAUGAUGAUGAUAAUAAUAAUAAUAAUACUAAUAAUAUAAGAGUAAAAAGAGUUAAAUAUGUUAAGGCCAAUAAAAAAAAAAAAAAAGAAAGUACCAAAUGUUACAUUGUAUGCUAUGAAACCUUGCUAGAAUGUGUAAAAGAUAGAGGUUUUGUUUGUACCUUCCUUCACUUUUCUUUGAUGGUGUGUAUUUUUAUUGGUGACGCGUGGAGGGGGAGGGGUGGUUUGAUUGUUGCCGUGGUCACAAGAGGGUCGCUAAAGCAACAGCUCCAUUCUGUUUCAUCUGAAAGGCCUGCUUCUGCGUGUGGUCUGGGUCUGGGUGAACGUUGGCCGUGGCUAGGACAACCUUUGUGAAGUUUUUUUAAAUCUUUUUUUUUGUUUGUUUUUUUUUACUUAAAUGUCCUGAUGAAACAUUGUGGACAAAGGUCUGUGUAUUUUGACACAUUUAGCAUGCGACUCUAAAAUUGCUAGAAUAGCGAACAAAAUGUGUAAAUGUGAACCUGCUUCCUUAGACUAAUGUAUUUCAUUGAAGCCUACAAGGGAUUCCGUCAUCGUUUUUUCUCAGCAGUUGUGUAUUUUCCCUGGUUCUACUUGAAUGCGGGAACGCGGUCGUAACUGAGUACGGAUGCUGCUGUGUCUCGAUCCGCUGUUCACAGCCCCAGUCUGGGCGGUGGUGGAGUGAGAACAUCUCUGUCUUGUGAUUCACUAUGCAUCUCUUGUCCUUUUGUCAAUUGGGUGGUGUUGUGGAGACUGGCCAGUGGCUGAACCAAUCAUCUCACGUGAGUUUCAGCAGUCUGGGCGGGCUCAGAGAGCAUUGCAGACCUGGUCAUUUGACACAAAAUUGACAUUCAAAGACGCUUGUGUGACUAGAACACAGCAGACCAUCGUCUGAAGCUUAAGUAGGUUCUCUGGUGUCCUGAAUGUGGCUCAGUUCAAAGUGACCCCUACGGUUUUGUUCGCCCUAAACACAAAUGUUGCUGUGGCCCCAAAGUGCUCCAAAAUAAAAGGAAUAAGUUUGAGUUGUGUGGCCCGGAGACGGUCGUGACUGCACUGCGUUUAGGCCAGCGGCUGGCUCUCUCUCUGGCACAGAGGGACAAGGACUAAGAGAUGGACUGUGCUUCCUUUGGUGAUACUUUUCAGAGAUUAACAUCGUGGACACAAGGCAAGUUUGUCCAAAAGAGGCUUCACAGAAACAAUAUUUUUUAAAUAAAAAGGGACCAAUGGGACCUGUAUCAUGAAGCAGAGUUAUUAUGUUAGCUGGAUAAAUGCAUUGAGCAAAUGGUAAAUGCCUGCAUUUAUAUUUAUCCAAAGCCCUGUACAAUUAAUGCAUUCACCUAUUCACACUCACACACACUCACACACCAAUGGCAAUUGGCUGCCAUGCAAGGCACCAACCAGCUUGUAAAACCCAGAAGAUCCAGAUCCAGAUUUAGAAGGUUUCUGGGUUUCACGUGGUGAAGUGAUCCGGCUGACUCCGUAAUCCUGCUUCAUAAAACAGGGCCCAGGACUGGCAGAACAGUUUGAGGCACCCAGUCUGGCGGCAGAGAGCGAUGCUGUUAGAUAACAGCCACAGAACCUGACCCCACGUGGCAACCCUCACCCCUCCUCCUGCUUGUGACUGGAAGUAUUUAUUCCGCACACUCGUUUUUUUUUUUUUUUGAAGACUUCAGGUUUUUAGUGUCAAAAAGGCCAUUGCUUGCAAACAUUUAAUGAAUAACUUAAAAAAAAAAAAGGGCCAGGUGUAUUUCAGUAUUGUAUUAUCGUCCAAUUAGGUCUCAUCAUUGGUUAGUAACUCCGUUAAACCAUGCACUGAGUAGCGUGUUUGCGUGUAUAUUCCAUACUUUGAUGUUUUAACGUCUCCCUGUUACUGGUGAUAAUCUCCGACUGUGAAGUAGUAACCCGUUUCCUUUGAAAAUGCCGAUGUGAAUCCACUGUGUUAUUGAUGUCGUAGUCGUAGCUGUAGUGGUCAAUGGGGAUAAUGAAGAAAAAACCCUGCUUAUCUAUAUUUUGUUAGUCUCUCUGUUUCUCUUCUGGGGCAAUGUCAAAUCUUCCACCAGUGAAAGGCUUUGCAAAUCAAUAUUUUCCCCAAUAAUCUUUUUUUUCCCUUUUUGUCUCCAUUUUUCCUCUGGAGAAACGGGCUGUAUAUUGCACUAUGCCUCUCUGUGAUGCAAAUGCUUCUUCAGAUUAUUUUGUUUGCUUUAUUUUACUUGUUGCCGUUGUAUAGCAUUCACUGUGUCUGUUUCUGACUGAUUUACAAAGUUAUUUAUCAGAGAGAGAGAAAUAUAAAUAAAUUAAAGGUAGUCUGUCAUAAAUCUGUUUAACUUAUUGGGAAUUCUAUGUUUGCGAGUGUUGAAGCACAAACUAAAAUACUCUAUGUACCGCUGUCUAAUAAAUUGACUUCCAGUAAAAGUA
Conger conger (European conger) is the source of this 4692-nucleotide messenger RNA. It is a transcript of the gene stxbp1a, whose product is annotated as syntaxin binding protein 1a. Gene Ontology annotation, biological process: vesicle-mediated transport; neurotransmitter secretion; intracellular protein transport. The record is from RefSeq and is a predicted model, not a curated record. The transcript is spliced from 20 exons. Gene Ontology annotation, molecular function: syntaxin binding. Gene Ontology annotation, cellular component: plasma membrane; secretory granule. Lineage: Eukaryota; Metazoa; Chordata; Actinopteri; Anguilliformes; Congridae. The coding region runs from base 148 to 1959 and encodes 603 amino acids.